Alligator sinensis (Chinese alligator) is the source of this 11052-nucleotide messenger RNA. It is a transcript of the gene PTPRQ, whose product is annotated as protein tyrosine phosphatase, receptor type Q. The record is from RefSeq and is a predicted model, not a curated record. The transcript is spliced from 64 exons. Lineage: Eukaryota; Metazoa; Chordata; Crocodylia; Alligatoridae. Bases 46 to 10137 code for a protein of 3363 amino acids. Gene Ontology annotation, biological process: protein dephosphorylation. Gene Ontology annotation, molecular function: protein binding; protein tyrosine phosphatase activity.
GGUGAGUGUGCUGUCUUUUACUAGACCAACUAACUAGCUCCUCACAUGCUUUGGAGGAGGCCAACUGCCUCGCCAUUGAGAUUCAGAAACGAAACAGGUGCUGUGAGUCUAAAAGAUUCUUACCAUAUGGACCAAGCAAUUCUUCUGCUGUGUUUAUUAGAAUCUGUAUUUCAGAUUUCAAAGAGUCUAGAUUGUGAUCAAGUGAGAAGACCUACAAGACCAGUUUUGCUAGAGUGGUCUGAAUUCCCAAAAGGAGAAAAUCCAGAACUUUAUGUUGUAACAUAUCAGCAAACAGAUGACUUCCACAAAAAAAAUGUAGAAAAUAUUUCUACAGUUGUGUCUAAACCUCUGAAUUCUAUUCUGCUAGAAGAAAACAAAAGCUAUGAUGUUACAAUAGAAGCAUUAAAGAAUGGGAAAAUCUUGAGUGGAAAAUCAUUUAAGACAUGUGGAAUCUCAGUGAACAACAUCAAAACAUUUGUGGCCAUGACUACUGUAUCUUUUAACUGGAGUAUACUAGCUAAUGACUUUUCAGUCUCAAUUUCACUGAAUAACGUGUCACGGAUUAUGCAACAAAAUGAUGUCUUCUCUGAAUGGGAUAAUUUAACAUCUGCAACCUUGUAUAGUUUUAAGUUUGAAUUUAAACAGCUGCUGCUCGAGUUUAUAAGUGUGUCUCAAACACUGGAUAUUCAAGUUGAAACAGGUUUGUGUUCACAAGGAUGGCUUGCAUUCAAAGGCAGUUGCUAUAAAAGAUUCAAUAAAGUAAUCAUUCUGUGGACAGGACUUAAUGACAUGAAGGAAGAAGGUCACCUCGUAUGGACAGAUGGAUCUCCUUAUCUUGGAAAAGCUGACAUUUCAUCUUCAUCAAUGAUACCAGAGAAUGAAACUGACUGUUAUACUUUUCAGCAAAAUCCAACUGGUCCAAACUAUUUCUUCACAGGAUUUUUCUGCUUUUUAUCUUUGCCAUAUAUUUGUGAAUAUGAAUUACCUCCUGUACCAGAUAACUUCAUGUUCUAUGUGCAGGAUAUUCAGACAACGGAAGCUGUAUUUGGUUGGAGUGAUUUGAGGAACUGGCUCAAAUCAGGAUUUGAACUUAUAAUUAAAUACUACUUUGAUCAUUUGGAACAACAUAUUCAAAGCUUGUCUCGAAAUACAACACAUGCCAGAGUUGAUCAGUUGUCUCCUGGACGCUUCUAUAGAUUUUUAUUAUCAGCAAGUAGCCCAAGCGGGGCAUACACUAACUUAAGCCCCAUUCUGCUGGUAGAAACAAGGCCAUUACAUUCUCAAAAUUUAGAGGCUGUCCAUGUCUCAUCAACAGAAAUACAUUUACAGUGGGAUCCUCCGCAGAACUCAACCAGUGCAUCUUUUCAUUACUAUCUUGUCACCAUUUUGGAUGCUGAAACAAACAAAUGGGAGAAGUUAGCAGUUGAAAAAAUUAACACUUCAACAAUAAUUGGAAACCUCAAGCCUUUUCAUCAGUAUUAUAUAUACUUACAGACUGUGGCUGAAAAAGGCUCUCUCAGCUGCAAUGAGAAGACAAUAUUAAUCACAACAGCUGUCAGUCCACCUAGCAGGGUUUUUAUUCAUCCUGAGGACGUGCAAGAAGACAGCAUGAUUCUUAACUGGGAACUACCAUCAGAGGGCCAGAAAUCCUACAUUCAAGUGAAACCUAUUAUGGAUGUGGAUGAAACUGUAACAUUUCAAUUAAACAACACACAGAGCUUAAAGGUUGAUCUUCUAAUCCCUGGAAUGACUUACGAAAUAGCAGUAGCAACUGUAAAUAAUGGAAAUAUGAGUGAACUGAAGAUAAUUCAAUGCACACUAAAGCCUAAACCAGUUGAAAUUGUUGUCCCCUAUGAAGUUCAUACUUAUUCUGUGAUUUUAUUUAUUAAAAUGCCUGAUGUUGGAAUAUUUGAUGGUAUAUAUGUUACAAGUAAAGGAGGGCCUAAUGCAACAUUUACUUUAAAGAAUGAUGACACAAUAACUAUUGAAAACUUGAUCCCAGGCACAGAAUAUGACUUUUAUGUUUCCACAAUAAGUGGAAACAUGUUGAGUUCUGUAUAUCAUGUAUCUGCAGUAAGAACAUGUCUGGCAGCUCCAACAAAUGUACGUGAAGGUAAUAUUACUGACACUUCAAUACAAAUUGUUUGGGAUCGUGCUGAUGGAAAUUUUCAGCAGUAUGAAGUCACAUGUACAAAUUGUGCACAUGCUCUAAUGGUACAAAAAAUCACACAAGAAAUGGCAGUAUUUUCCAGCCUUAUUCCUGGAAUGCUAUACAACUUCACGGUUCGAACAGAAAAAGAAGGUUUCAAAGAUAGCCUUUUUGAAAUAAAGGGAAUAGAGACAGAACCAAGCUCGGUUAAAUAUGUAAAUCACAGUAAAGAUUCUGAAUCAAUAACUGUCACCUGGCCACCUGCACAAAAUAUAUUUGAUGGCUACAUUGUUUCAAUAGUCAGCAAAAGCUUCAGCAAAAAAGAAAUAUUAUCUUCCAGUGUAAGAACAUUCAAAUUUGAUGGCCUUCUUCCAGGGACUGACUACUUAUUUAAUAUUGUGACUACCAAUGGAUUAAAAAGAAGUCGUCCUACCAUGCUCAAGAUUAGCACUAAUCCUGCUCCACCCUCUGAUUUACAGGUUUUAGGGAAAGAAGAGCACACCAUAUAUUUUUCUUGGAAAGUGCCAAGGGGAGGAUUUGAUGCAUUUCAGCUUUCCUAUCAUUUGAGAAGCAGUGAAACUCUAUUUACUACAACUGUUUAUGGCAACAGAGCUGUAGUGAAAAAUCUGAUACCUGGAAUGGAGUACUUGUUUCAGUUAAAGACAAUCAAUGGCUUGGAUUCCAGUACAGCUAUAGAGAAAAAAGUUAAUACAAAACCAGCUGCAAUAUGUGGUCUAACAUUAAGGAUGGCCAACACUUCUUCUGCAGCAUUAAUGUGGAAUCCAACAAGGACCAAUUUCACAUAUUAUAAAGCAUUUCUGUCAAACACCACAUUCAUAAAAGAAUAUAACAUUUCAAGAGCACUGUCUGAAUUCACAGUUACCAGUCUGACUGCUGGUGGCAUUUAUAAUUUCACAAUACAAAGAAUAAGAGGAAGUGUUCAAGGAGCUAGCAUGCACAUUGAAAUUGUAACAGAACCUGCAAAACCAGAAGGACUUAGAGCCUUUAACAUUUCAUCAUAUUUUUUUUCUCUGCACUGGAGACUACCCUAUGGACAUGUAGACAGGUUUCAAGUGGAUCUUACUCCUGAGCAUGGUUUUGUUACUAUCCUAGAACUUGGAGGAGGGCAGUAUCAGGCUGAUUUUUCUAGUACUACUCCUGGAACAACAUACAAUGUGACAGUUUCUUCAGUUUCUUCCUCAGCCUACAGUUCACCAGUCAGUAGAACAGUGACAACAAAUGUAACCAAUCCUGGACCCCCUGUGUUCCUUGCGGGUGAAAGAGUGGGUUCUGCAGGAAUUCUGCUCUCUUGGAAUACACCGCCACGUCCUAAUGGGAGGAUUAUAUCGUACAUUGUUAAAUAUAAGGAGGUCUGUCCAUGGGUGCAAACUACUUAUACAGAAGUUACAGCAAAACCGGAUAGUUUGGAGGUUCUUCUUACCAAUCUUAACCCUGGAACAACUUAUGAAAUUAAGGUUGCUGCUGAGAACAGUGCUGGUGUUGGAGUAUUCAGUGAUCCUUUCCUCUUUCAAACAGCAGAAAGUGCUCCAGGUAAAGUAGUGAAUCUCACAGUUGAGGCCUUAAAUUAUUCAGCUGUAAAUCUGAUCUGGUUUCUGCCUCGGCAACCAAAUGGAAAGAUAACUAGUUUCAAGAUUAGUGUGAAACAUGCAAGAAGUGGAAUUGUAGUGAAAGAUGUCUCUGUUAAAGUAGAGGACCUUCUGUCUGGGAGGUUACCAGAAUGUAAUGAUAACAGUGAAUCAUUUUUGUGGAGUACCACAACACCUUCAACAACUUUUGGAAAAUCUACAGUUCCUUCACAGACUACGCUUACACCAGUUACGAUAGCACCUAGUAAAAUGAGCUCUGUCUGGAAUGAACCAAUUAGCUUUGUUGUAACUAAUCUUAGACCAUACACCACUUACCUUUUUGAGGUCUCUGCAGUUACCACUGAAGCAGGUUAUAUUGACAGUGCAAUUGUCCGAACACCAGAAUCAGUUCCAGAAGAUGCACCACAAAAUUUUGCUAAAGGCAAUGUUACAGCAAAAUCCUUUUCAGUGUCUUGGGACCCACCAACCAUAGUAACAGGAAAAUUUAGCUACAGAGUUGAGCUAUAUGGACCUUCUGGUCGUAUUGUGGAUAACAGCACAAAAGAUCUCAAGUUUAUAUUUAAUAACCUAAUACCAUUUACAACAUAUGAUGUGUAUGUUGGUGCUGAGACAAGUGCUGGUGUGGGGCCUAAGGCUAAUCUUACAAUUUUCACUCCAGCUGGAGUUCCAAGUGCUGUAUCUGAUUUACAACUAGUAGAGAUAGAAGCCACACACACAAAAAUUGUUUGGAGAAAACCACAGCAACCAAAUGGAAUUAUUACUCAAUAUAGGGUUACAGUCAUAGUUCAGAAUACAGGAGAGCCUUUAGAAAAUACAAUUCUCACAGGAAAAAUUAAGUAUUUGAUUGAUUCUAUGGAUCCAGACAUAAUAAAUGAAAAUAUCCAGUCUUUCACUUGGAAUACAAUAGAAACAGCCACUGGAUUAUAUGAAGGCUCAGGCGAGAUGUUCUCCACAAUACAAACAGAUUCCCCAGGAAUAUUUAUGAGUUUGUCUAAUGAUAAUUUGCCCAAUAUGGAUGGAGCUGAAGAAUUACAUUCAGCUUCUGAUAACGAAUAUGCCAUUGAUAUUUCAGCUGAAGAGCUGUCAUAUGUUAUAAAAGGCCUUCUGCCUUUCACAAACUACACAAUCAGUGUGUCUGCUUUCACUAUGAUUGGAGAAGGGCCACCAGCUGUUCUCUCAGUUAGAACACGUGAACAAGUGCCCAGCUCAGUACAAAAUAUACAUUAUAAAAAUAUUAGCUCAUCAUCUGUUUUGCUAUAUUGGGAUCCUCCAGCAAAUCCAAAUGGAAAAAUCACUCAUUAUACAGUUUAUGCAAUGGAAUUGGAUACAAAGAGAACAUUCCAGUUGAUAACCACAAACAACAGCUUAUUUAUAACAGGUUUGGAAAAGUACACAAAUUAUAAAAUGAGAGUAGCAGCAUCCACUACUGUGGGAGAGAGUGCUCUGUCUGAAGAGAAUGAUAUUUUUGUAAGAACACCAGAAGAUGAACCAGGCUCCCCACCUCAGAAUAUAAAGUUAUUAGAUGCAACUGCAACAGAAAUAAACUUGAGAUGGUCACCACCUGAUCAACCUAAUGGGAUCAUAACUCAUUAUGAAGUUUUGUACAAUUAUGCCAAUGAUCUAUUUAUUAAAAAUACCUCAAAUACAAGUAUUUUAUUACGUGGACUGAAACCUUACACUGCCUACAACAUUUCUGUAAGGGCUUUUACUAGACUGGGCCAUGGAAAUCAGUCAUCAUUUCCACUGUCUGUAAGAACUCCUGAAACUGUUCCUGAUACUGCCCCAGAAAAUAUCACCUAUAGAAACAUCUCAUCUAUGGAAAUCGAAUUGUCAUUUUUUCCACCAUCUGAUCCCAAUGGGAUCAUACAGAAGUACACUGUAUACCUCAGGGAGAGUAAUGGAACUGAGCAAAGAAUCAUAAAUUCUACCCUUCAGACACUACAUAUUACAGGUUUAAAGAAAUAUACAAAAUAUACAAUAGAAAUAUCUGCAAGCACUACCAACGGUGAAGGGGUUCAUAGUGCACCACAUGACAUACUGACAGAUGAAGAUGUUCCUAGUUCUCCUCCAGAAUCCCUUUCUGUAAAACAGUUGUCGGGUGUCAUUGUGAAGUUGUCAUGGAAACCACCACUGGAGCCAAAUGGAAUUAUCCUUUAUUACACAGUUCAUGUCUGGGAUAAAAUGUCAAAAAGAAGUGUUAAUGUCACUGAAACAUCACUGCAGUUCACAGACCUUGAAAAUAACAAUGAAUAUAGUGCUUAUGUAACAGCAAGUACCAGAUUUGGGGAUGGAAACAUAAAAAGUAGCACGAUAAAGUUUAGAACUUCUGAAGGAGCACCGUCUGAUCCACCAAAAGAUGUAACGUAUGUAAACCUCACAUCCUCCUCAAUAUUGAUCUUCUGGUCCCCUCCUCAAAAGCCUAAUGGGAUUAUACAGUAUUAUUCAAUUUAUUACAAAAAUAAUUCGGGCAUUUUUAUGCAGAAUUUCACCCGUUAUAAUGUUGACAGUGGUGCUGAUAAUAAAUCUCUGUCUGCAGUAUUAGACAACUUGGCAAAAUUCAGCUACUAUACUCUUUGGUUAACUGCAAGCACUGCCUUUGGAAAUGGAAACAAAACCAGUGACGUAAUAGAGGUGUAUACAGAUCAAGAUAUUCCAGAUGGUCCGGUUGAAAGUUUGACCUACCAAAAUAUUUCUUCAACUGCUAUAAAUGUAAGCUGGCUUCCACCAUCUCAGCCAAAUGGCAUUGUGCUCUUCUACGUUUCUCUGAGUUUGUGGAAUAUUCAGAAUCACAGUGAGAUACUGUCUCUCAUUACCUAUAAUACGAGCAUGGUUUUUGAUAAGCUGGAAAAAUAUACUGAUUAUCUUCUGCAAAUCACUCCAGCGACAGAAAAGGGACUCUCUGAAAUUCACACUGCAGAUCUGCACAUCAAAACUGAUGAAGAUGUCCCAGAAUCUGCGCCUAUAAUCACAACUUUUAAAAAUCUUUCAUCUACCUCAGUUCUGUUGUCAUGGGAUCCUCCACUCCAUCCAAGUGGUAUCAUAAUAAGUUAUGAUUUAAACUUACUUGAACCAGGGAAGAUUAAUUAUUUUUUUACCUCCAAUAAUUCCAUCAUUUUGGAAGAUCUUUUGCCAUUUACAUUGUACAGUUUUUUUGCUGCUGCAAGAACUAUAAAAGGACUUGGUCCAUAUGCUACACUUCUCCUUUACACAGAUGAAUCAGUUCCAUUAGCGCCUCCUCAGAAUUUGACUAUUCUCAACUACACAGCAGAUUCUGUGUGGCUAAAGUGGAAUCCAAGUCCUCAGCCAAAUGGUGUUAUUAAGAGAUAUACUUUCAAGAUUCACCAAGGCAAUAACAAAAACCUAUUUUUUCAGAAUGUUUCAGGUUCACAAAAUGAGGCAAACCUUGUUGGAUUGGAGCCAUUCAGCACUUAUUUUAUCAGUAUUUCAGCCUUUACAAAAGUUGGAAAUGGCAAUCAGUUCAGUAACAUCAUCAAAUUCACAACAAAGGAAUCAGUUCCAGAUAUUGUCCAGAAUGUUCAGUGUACUGCAACUAGUUGGCAGUCAGUUCUAGUGCAGUGGGACCCACCUUCCAAGUCAAAUGGCAUCAUUACUCAUUACAUCAUAAGUUCUGAAGGAAAUUCUACAAACUUUUCUUUUUAUGACACGGUGCACACUUUCAGACAUCUGAUGUCAAAUGUUUCUUACCAAUUUAAAAUAAGAGCUGCAACAUUGGCUGGUGAAGGAGAAGAGCAGAUCUGUAAUGCCAGCACAUUUCCAGAAAGAGUUCCCAGUGCUCCCAGAGAUAUUGCUUUUUCCAAUGUGCAAUCAACAAGUGUGACCUUGAGAUGGAUAACACCAGAUAGCAUCCUUGGCUACUUCCAAAACUACAAGAUUACUAUCCAGCUACAGUCAAUGCAUUGUGAAGAUUGGGAAAUCAAUGGAUGUGUGGAGUAUGAGAAGGUUCAGUACUCACAUGGAAAUGUUGUUGGAGACCAUAUUGAGGAGACAGUACGUGAACUAAAAAAAUUCAGAUGGUAUCGGUUUAAAGUGGCAGCAAGUACAAAUGCUGGUUAUGGCAGUUCUUCGCCCUGGAUUUCUACACAAAUGCUGCCUGGCUCUCCAUAUGGUCCUCCAGAAAAUGUAACUGUAGUAGCUGUAUCUCCUCACAGUAUUAAUAUCAGCUGGAAUGAACCUGACAUCAUUACUGGACCAACAAGCUACCUCAUAAACAUUACCUCAGUAGAUAGUGACAAUUACAAAGCUGUAUUUCUUAAGACAAAUGAUGAGGAUAGAACCCUGGAAAUUUCAGAUUUAAAAGCAUUUACAAAAUAUUCUGUGGUAAUCAUCGCCUUUACAGGAGAUGUAAAUGCUGCAUAUCUUGAGGGCAAAGCUAGCACACCAGUAAUCGUCUCCACUUUUGAAGCAGUGCCUAAAGACCCACCAAACAACAUAACAUUUCAGAAGAUACCGAAUGAAGUAACAAAAUUCCAAGUGACAUUUGUGCCACCCUCUGAACCUAAUGGAAAUAUUCAAGUAUAUCAAGCUAUGGUUUACAAUGAAGAAGACCCUUCUGUUGUCCAGAUUCACAAUCUAAGUGUCAUUGACAAAACAAAUAAAUUAAUCACUGCUAUGAUAGAAGGGCUAAAAGGAGGCUAUACAUAUAACAUAAGUGUGUAUGCAAUCAACAGUGCUGGUGCAGGGCCAAAAAUCCAGCUGAAAAUAACCAUGGAUAUAAAAGAACCACCACGCCCUAAGAAGAAACCAACACCAGUUUACGAUAUGAGUGGGGCGCUACUUGUUACUGAUACAACAAUUGCUAUCAAAAUGCCUGUAUGUUACUAUAGUGAUGUCCAUGGACCUAUUAAAAUGAUACAAGUUCUUGUAGCUGAAGCAGGAGUUCAGCAUGAUGGGAAUGUUACUAAGUGGUAUGAUGCCUACUUCAAAAAGCCAAGGCCAUAUUUUACCAAUGAAGGCUUUCCUAAUCCACCAUGUUUAGAGGGAAAGGAAGGAGUGAGUGUUAAAGAAGAUGUAUAUGUCAUAGGUGCUGAUACCACAUGUUUGAUACCAGGCAGUGAAGAUAAAAUCUGCAAUGGCCCACUGAAACCAAGAAAGCAAUACUUAUUUAAGUUCAGAGCAACAAAUGUUAAAGGCCAGUUUACAGAUUCUGAAUAUUCUGACCCUAUCAAAACUUUAGGUGAGGGAGUGGCAGAAGGAUCUACAGAAGCAGGACUUGCAGUUACGUUAUGUAUACUUUCCAUGAUUAUUCUUGUGGCAGCAGUCUAUGCUUUUGCAAAGAUCCGAAAAAAGCAAAAAGAAGGAGGCACGUAUUCCCCACGGGAUGCAGAAAUUAUCGACACUAAAUUCAAACUGGAUCAGUUGAUUACAGUGGCAGACCUGGAAUUGAAGGAUGAAAGAUUUACACGGCCAAUAAGCAAGAAAUCCUUCCUACAACAUGUUGAAGAGCUUUGCACAAACAACAACCUAAAGUUUCAGGAAGAAUUUUCGGAACUUCCCAAGUUUCUUGAAGACCUUGCUUCUACUGAUGCUGAUCUGCCCUGGAACAGGUCUAAGAAUCGCUUUCCAAACAUAAAGCCAUAUAAUAACAACAGAGUGAAGCUGAUGGCUGAUGCUGGUAUACCGGGAUCUGAUUACAUCAAUGCCAGCUAUGUUUCUGGCUACCUAUGUCCAAAUGAAUUUAUUGCUACUCAAGGACCAUUGCCAGGAACAGUGGGUGAUUUCUGGAGAAUGGUGUGGGAGACUAGAGCAAAAACACUUGUGAUGCUUACACAGUGUUUUGAAAAAGGACGGAUAAGAUGUCAUCAAUACUGGCCAGAAGACAAUAAACCUGUAACUGUGUUUGGAGAUAUAGUGAUUACUAAACUAAUGGAAGAUAAUCAAAGGGACUGGACCAUCAGGGAGAUAAAAAUUGAAAGACAUGGCGAUUUCAUGAUGGUACGCCAAUGUAAUUUUACUUCUUGGCCUGAGCAUGGGGUGCCUGAAACUACUGCUCCAUUAAUCCAUUUUGUAAAGCUGAUCCGUGCAAGCCGAGCACAUGACAAUACGCCUAUGGUUAUUCACUGCAGUGCUGGAGUUGGCAGAACAGGAGUUUUUAUUGCCUUGGACCAUUUAACCCAACAUAUAAAUGAUCAUGAUUUUGUGGACAUCUAUGGACUUGUAGCUGAGCUGAGAAGUGAGAGAAUGUGUAUGGUACAGAAUCUGGCACAAUAUAUUUUUUUGCAUCAGUGUGUUUUGGACCUAUUGACAAGCAGAGGAAGCAGUCAGCCCAUAUGUUUUGUAAAUUAUUCAGCAUUGCAAAAGAUGGACUCUUUGGAUGCCAUGGAAGGUGAUGUGGAACUUGAAUGGGAAGAAACUACCAUGUAAAUACUUGGGACAAAUAUUAUUAGGUCUUGGAAAACAAAAUGGUUUUUUUCUAAGUUCAGGGGCCAAAGUAAAUUCCCCUAUUACAAUGAAUUAAAUAGAAAGCAUCAUUUUAAAAAAUAUUGAAAUGAUUCUUCUCCUUGCAAUGUGCCUUCAUUAAUGUGGUAAACUAUUUUGUUCAAAUAACUAGACAAUAAAGAACAGCAAUACUUUGCACCAGCUGCAGUUCUGGUGUUACAUACCAUAAAUACUGUAUUCAGUAUGUAUUUAAAUUAAAAGUGUGCUCUGAACAAAUUCUCUUUCUUAUCUUGUAAAAGAUGAGAAGUUAUCUUGUAAAAGAUUAAAAGGAGCCAAACGUGAUGUAAAAUUUUCAUAUUCCUAGCGUGUAUACUUCAGUGUGAAUUUGCUGUAGUCUUUGUGUUUGGUUUUGAGUAAAAGCAACAAUUCCUUGACACAGUUGAAUUAGUUUGGCCUCAAGGGUGUUGACAAUUCUUGUGGAUUACUUCCAGUACUGUCACAAUGAUCUUUACCUAAAUGUAUGUUCUUGUGUUUUGAAUCUUCUGUUUUAUGAGUGCUAGGAUAUCAUCUCAUGAUCCCGAACAGCUGAAGAGACACCCUCUGACACUCUGAGGAUUAUUCAGCUUUUACACAGCACACAGUAGCUCUUCGGGGACACUUGGGGCUAUUUAAGCUAACUUGUGAUCAGUGGGUUGUUUUUCUAAAUGUGAUUGGUGGUUACACAUGCUUGGUGAUGAAAAAUUAUAUCUCACAUUCCUACUACUUUUGUAAAACUGAUACAAUAAAGUUUUAAAUUUAUUACAUAUGAUAAUGUAUGGUAGAUUGAUUUAAGUAAUAUAAUGUAUAUUAUUCUUUCAAAUGAACUGUAUACAGUGUUGUAUGGUAUCUUCGUCAGAAAUA